Monodelphis domestica (gray short-tailed opossum) is the source of this 954-nucleotide messenger RNA. Its product is annotated as vomeronasal 1 receptor monDomV1R1217. Gene Ontology annotation, molecular function: pheromone receptor activity. Lineage: Eukaryota; Metazoa; Chordata; Mammalia; Didelphimorphia; Didelphidae. Gene Ontology annotation, cellular component: membrane. Gene Ontology annotation, biological process: G protein-coupled receptor signaling pathway. The record is from RefSeq and is marked provisional.
AUGCUUCCGAAAAACAUCUGCCUUGGGAUUAUGUUUCUUAUUGUGACCACAGCAGGAACUGUAGCAAAUCUCUUUCUUUUCACCUUUUAUAUGUUAAACAUUCUUGGUGGACAUAAGAAAAGUUCAAUAACCCUUAUUUUUGCCCAGCUAAGUUUGGUGAACUCUACUAUGCUUCUUAUCAAAGGAAUCCCACAAACAUUGCAGGGUUUGACUUGGAACUAUUUCCUGGAUGAUGCUGGGUGUAAAAUUGUAUUUUACCUUCGCACUCUGAGUCAGGGGCUUUCAAUUUCCUUUACUUGUCUCCUAUGUAUAUUCCAGGCUAUAACCAUCAGCCCCCCUAAUUCCAGGUGGGCAGAUUUCAAAGUAACACUCACACAACAGACCAAAUCCAUCUGUCUCUUCUCUUGGAUCCUUAACCUGUUCAUAGAAAUUCCUGUAUUCGUAAAUGCAAGAGGCCCAAGAAGCAACAACAUUACAAAAGCAUUUGAUGGUGUGUUUUGUACUGCAGAACUCAUUAUGGAUUUUUAUUUGAUAAUAACCACAUUCAGAAAUGUGCUUUGUUUGGGAAUUAUGGUCUUGGCCAGUGGCUAUAUGGUUUUUCUCCUACACAGACACCACCAGCAGGUCCAGAAUUUUCAGACCACCAAACUCUCCCCUAAAAGGCACCCUGAGAUCAGAGCCACACAAAUCAUCCUUUUACUGAUGAUCACCUUUGUCAGCUUUUAUGCUAUUACCAAUAAUUUUACUCUUUUUCUCAGUUAUUCAGAUCAAACAUCUCCUUGGAUGUUGCCUACUGCUGUCUUCCUGUCAUUAUGUUACCCAACCAUCAGUCCCUUUAUGUUGAUCCCCAGAGUCCCCAGGCCUCCCUGUAUUAUCUGGACCAAGAAGGAUACCCAUUCUGUAGCCUCCCGGCCUGCGAGAGGCUGCAAGGGUGAGAAGAUAGAGAUAGAGUAG